This is a messenger RNA of Pocillopora damicornis (cauliflower coral), 1222 nucleotides long. Its product is annotated as G patch domain and ankyrin repeat-containing protein 1 homolog. The record is from RefSeq and is a predicted model, not a curated record. Gene Ontology annotation, molecular function: protein binding; nucleic acid binding. Lineage: Eukaryota; Metazoa; Cnidaria; Anthozoa; Scleractinia; Pocilloporidae.
AAACGCUAUUUGUUUGAGGAGUAACAAAACUUUCGUUUUUCGUCCUUGUAGUGUAGAGAAAUUAGCGUAAAUGAUGAAUAAUUCGCCAUAUAUUUUACAGAGGUUUGUUUCAGCGAAAGAAACUGAAGAAUUCACAUCCUAUUCUAAGGAAAAAACAAUUCACGAACAUGGAAGUAUGUCUGGAGAGGAAGCGAGAACAUUUUAUGAAGUUGUUCUUUCUUCAUCCAAUUCUGAUGCAGGAAGCGUUUUAGCGUCAAAGGAUAACAAAACGGAAAAGAAUAAUUCAAGGCAAAAGGGAAAUGGGUCAUUGGCGAAAUCAACCUACUCAAAACCAACUGAAAAGGAUUUGAAAUCCAAAAAGAAUAGUGGUCACUCCAGAUCCAUACCUACUAAAUUUCGUUCUACUUCUGAUCACAGACUAGUAAACGAUUUCUUAAAAAAUGCUCAAGAGGGAAAUUUAAGACGAGUCCAAGAACUGCUUUCCAAUGAUAGCGUAGACAUAAAUGUAUGUGACCAAUUUUCAUGGACAGGAUUGAUGUGUGCAUCUCACAAUGGGCAGAUUCACAUUGUUAAAUAUUUACUUGAGAGCGGAGCUUUGUGGAGAUCUUAUGAAGACUCACAAGGAAGAACAGCUUUCGACCUUGCAAAAAUUGCAGGACACCAUGAUAUAGCAGAACUUCUCAGAUCUUACAGUGGUCAGCGUAAAAGCCAACGCAUAAAAUCCUCUUAUGAAGAGCAUUCUGCUAUCACAGCACAACCCAAAUUUUGGUGCUCUGUAUGCGAACAAGAGUUUACAGAUCUGAAGGGUACACAUGAAGGUUCAACUGUGCAUUUGUUCAAUAUACAACGCAAGCCUCAAAAAACAUUCUAUUAUAUUCCAGAAGGCAAUGUAGGGUAUCAAUUGAUGCUAAAGUCUGGCUGGAAUGAAGAUCGAGGUUUAGGCCCAGCUGGUGUUGGAAGAAAAUACCCAGUGAAAACAGUUCUCAAGAGAGAUCGAUUAGGAUUUGGUAAUAAGGGAUGUCAACCAGCAAGAGUGACACACUUUGGUCCACAUGAUCACAGUUCUGUGAAGAGGAGAAAAUCAAUCACCAAGAAGGAAAAGAACAGAGGAACAAUGAAAAAGACUUGUAGGAGGGAAAGGGUGGCUAAAGAGAAGAAGGAAAAGAAUUGGGAAAGAAAUAUGAGGAUAUACAUGAACACUGAAUAAAAUUUAUCAUCUAAA